GGCGAGGACGGGACCGCGGGGCGCUCAGGCCGAGGGGGCGCCCAGCGCCUGCUCCUCGCGCUUCCCCUAACGGGACGGGACAGACUGUGGGCGGGUGCGGCACCAACUCCGGCGGCUCCCACCACACAAGUGCAAUCCGCCGGGGCGGCUGAGACACCGGGGCAGGGACCGCCGAGGGCCGGAGGAGCCCCACGACCUGGGAGCGUGCUUGUCGCCACCUCGGCCGCCCAGGGCCCGUUCCCGCCCAGGCGGGGCAGCUUGCGCCGCCACACCGGCCGCCCGGGCCCGGGCAGCAGCUGAGGGCAAAACCUUCAGUUGCGGCGACUGCGCAUGCACAACGCCCGGCGCAUGCGGGAGGGGGACGACGCCGAGGAGCGGAAUCCGCCGCUCGGCACCGUUGGUUGGUUUCCGUGCAGGCCCCGCCGCCAUUUUCUCGCAGCCCUCCCGUGCUCGUCGGCCGCGCGGCUCUCCGUCCCGCUGCUCCGCGCUUCGUCCUGCUCGGCGAUGGACGGCAUUGUCACUGAUGUUGCAGUUGGUGUGAAGAGAGGAUCUGACGAACUUCUUUCAGGCAGUGUACUCAAUAGCCCGAACUCUAACAUGAGCAGCAUGGUAGUUACUGCCAAUGGUAAUGACAACAAGAAAUUCAAAGGUGACGAUAAAAUGGAUGGGGCUCCGUCUCGUGUUCUUCAUAUCAGAAAAUUGCCUGGGGAAGUAACAGAAACAGAAGUCAUUGCUUUAGGUUUACCUUUUGGUAAGGUAACCAACAUCCUGAUGCUGAAAGGGAAAAAUCAGGCUUUUUUGGAACUUGCUACAGAAGAAGCAGCUAUCACUAUGGUUAAUUACUACUCUGCUGUGACACCUCAUCUUCGUAACCAACCUAUCUAUAUCCAGUAUUCCAAUCAUAAAGAACUAAAGACUGAUAACACACUGAACCAGCGGGCCCAAGCUGUUCUUCAGGCAGUGACAGCCGUGCAGGCAACAAAUGCUCCCAUAAGUGGGACCACUGUGAGUGAGAGUGCAGUGACUCCAGCUCAGAGUCCGGUACUUAGAAUAAUUAUUGACAACAUGUACUAUCCCGUAACUCUGGAUGUUCUUCAUCAGAUAUUCUCUAAAUUUGGUGCUGUAUUGAAGAUAAUCACAUUCACAAAGAAUAACCAGUUUCAAGCUUUACUGCAGUAUGGUGAUCCAGUGAAUGCACAGCAAGCAAAACUAGCCCUAGAUGGUCAGAAUAUUUAUAAUGCUUGCUGUACCCUACGGAUUGAUUUUUCCAAGUUGGUGAAUUUGAAUGUCAAGUACAACAACGAUAAAAGCAGAGACUACACUCGUCCUGAUCUUCCAUCUGGUGAUGGACAACCAGCGCUGGACCCAGCUAUUGCUGCAGCAUUUGCAAAGGAGACCUCCCUUUUAGGGCUUCCUGUUGCAGCUGUUCCAGGAGCUCUGAGUCCUUUGGCUAUUCCAAAUGCUGCUGCUGCUGCAGCUGCUGCUGCUGCUGGCCGUGUGGGAAUGCCUGGAGUCUCAGCUGGUGGCAAUACAGUCCUCCUGGUUAGCAAUUUAAAUGAAGAGAUGGUUACGCCCCAAAGUCUGUUUACCCUCUUCGGUGUUUAUGGUGAUGUGCAGCGUGUGAAGAUUUUAUACAAUAAGAAAGACAGUGCUCUUAUACAGAUGGCUGAUGGAAACCAGUCACAGCUGGCCAUGAGCCAUCUUAAUGGACAAAAAAUGUAUGGAAAGAUUAUUCGGGUUACCCUUUCUAAACAUCAGACAGUACAACUACCUCGAGAGGGACUUGAUGACCAAGGGCUGACUAAAGAUUUUGGUAAUUCACCUCUGCAUCGCUUCAAGAAACCUGGUUCAAAAAACUUUCAGAAUAUAUUCCCUCCAUCUGCAACUCUUCAUCUAUCCAAUAUUCCACCAUCAGUAGCAGAAGAGGAUCUCCGCACACUGUUUGCUAACACUGGAGGCACUGUGAAAGCAUUUAAAUUUUUUCAAAGAGAUCACAAGAUGGCACUUCUUCAGAUGUCAACAGUAGAAGAAGCUAUUCAGGCUUUGAUUGAUCUUCACAAUUACAAUCUUGGAGAAAAUCACCAUCUGAGAGUUUCUUUCUCCAAGUCAACUAUUUAAAAAGGCAGAUUGAAAAUGAGGGUGUAUUGCAUUGUUUGGUGUUGUCACCUAUUGACUGUUCAGGAAAGUGGGGACCAGAGUUUGUCUUCUAUUUUUGGAUUUUCUUUCAUGCUGUUAUCAUUCCUUGUUUGUUUAAAAAAUAAAAAUUAAUAUUAAAAAGCAGUGAUACUAACUGCUGUUGUCCAGCUGUUGUUUAGAUAAAUCAUCAUUUUGUUUAAAAGAUUUCAAGUUAAUACCACAGUUUUUCAACUGAGUUGACAUAUGUGCCUUAAAAGGGGAAACUAGUACCGCUGAAAUUGCGUAACUAGUAAAAACAAAUUUGGUUGUCUGGGGCACACUGUUACAUGAUGAUUUCAAUACGUUUAGGCAGGGGUGUGUAAAAAGGUUAAGCUUUUGUUUCUCCUGCUUGGAAUUGAUUUCUGUAUCUGCGGGCCUGUCACUUAUUUUUCUUUUUAAUUGGGUAAGAUGCAGUAUGCUGAAAGAAUAAAACAAUGUUAUUUGAUUUUG
Messenger RNA from Cygnus atratus (black swan), 2625 nucleotides. It is a transcript of the gene PTBP2, whose product is annotated as polypyrimidine tract binding protein 2. The coding region runs from base 331 to 2118 and encodes 595 amino acids. Gene Ontology annotation, cellular component: nucleus. The record is from RefSeq and is a predicted model, not a curated record. Lineage: Eukaryota; Metazoa; Chordata; Aves; Anseriformes; Anatidae. Gene Ontology annotation, molecular function: mRNA binding. The transcript has 14 exons. Gene Ontology annotation, biological process: regulation of RNA splicing; mRNA processing.